Messenger RNA from Astyanax mexicanus (Mexican tetra), 1048 nucleotides. RefSeq names its product methylmalonyl CoA epimerase (gene mcee). Gene Ontology annotation, cellular component: mitochondrion. The coding region runs from base 169 to 696 and encodes 175 amino acids. The record is from RefSeq and is a predicted model, not a curated record. Gene Ontology annotation, biological process: L-methylmalonyl-CoA metabolic process. Gene Ontology annotation, molecular function: methylmalonyl-CoA epimerase activity. NCBI's taxonomy places the organism in Eukaryota, Metazoa, Chordata, Actinopteri, Characiformes, Acestrorhamphidae. The transcript has 3 exons.
UGUUUUUAAAGCUCUAUAUUUUUUUAUAUAAAACAAAUACGCGAGUUAUUGGAAAUAUUAAAAACGUAUUUUACAUAUUAAAUACUGCAGUUCUUCUUUCAUUUACAUUUCUAAUAAAAACCGCCUUAACCAAAUAACGCUGUGGGACUUUUAUUUUGAAGGGAAAAGAUGGCGGCCUCUGUGCUGAAGGUUGCAGUGACGUGCCUCUCCAGGUGUGCCCAGCACCGUGCUGCAGCGGCGAGGACGUUCUCCUCCUCCUUAUCUGUGAGACAGAGCGUUCCUCCAGCCUUGUGGAAGCUGGGCAGGCUGAAUCACGUGGCCAUUGCUGUUCCUGACCUGGAAAAAGCCACAGCUCUGUACCGGGAUGUGCUGGGCGCCCAGGUAAGCGCAGCUGUGCCUUUACCUGAGCACGGGGUUUAUACGGUGUUUGUGGAGCUGGGCAACACUAAGCUGGAGCUUCUGCAUCCUCUGGGAGAGAAAAGCCCCAUCGCAGGCUUCCUGCAGAAGAACAGAUCAGGAGGGAUGCACCACAUCUGCAUUGAGGUGGAUGAUAUAAACACAGCGAUAGCAGAUCUGAAGGUGAAGAACAUCAGGCUGCUCUCAGCAGAGCCACGAAUAGGAGCUCACGGAAAACCUGUGAUGUUCCUCCACCCAAAAGACUGUGAUGGAGUUCUGGUGGAACUAGAACAAGCAUAGAGUCCCACACUCGCCAUCCACCACCUUCAACCAACAAACCCAGUAUAACAGAGUGGAAUCCACUGUAAUCUGAGUCUGGUGUGGGGAAUUUAUUAUAAGGGGAAGAUCAAAGAAACAAGUGUAGAGAAAAUCCAGUUUUAUCAUACGGUGUGUGUGUGUGUGUGUGUGUGUGUGUGUGUGUGCGUGUGAUUAUGUACUGCUCUCUGUUCUGUAGUAGAUUUUUUUUCUCCUGAUUGGAACACAUUAUUUGAUGAAAUUAAACUGUAUAUUAACAUAAACACACAUGAUUUCUAUGAAAACACUAAAAUACAUUUCUGAAGGAAUAAGUGUAAUAAAGGUGCCAAUGCAAGUA